Fukomys damarensis (Damara mole-rat) is the source of this 1990-nucleotide messenger RNA. It is a transcript of the gene Med9, whose product is annotated as mediator complex subunit 9. The record is from RefSeq and is a predicted model, not a curated record. Gene Ontology annotation, biological process: regulation of transcription by RNA polymerase II. Gene Ontology annotation, cellular component: mediator complex. Gene Ontology annotation, molecular function: transcription coregulator activity. The transcript is spliced from 3 exons. The coding region runs from base 1 to 411 and encodes 136 amino acids. NCBI's taxonomy places the organism in Eukaryota, Metazoa, Chordata, Mammalia, Rodentia, Bathyergidae.
AUGCUCAGUACCAUUUUCGUCUCGCUAGAGCGCGUGGUAGUGACGACCAAGCCGCUGCCGCCUCCUCAGCCGCCUCCACCGGUUGCCGCGCCCCAGCCGCAGCAAUCACCUGCGCCGCGGCCUCAGUCUCCGGCCUGCUUAAAAGAAGAAGAAAACUACUCCUUUUUACCUUUGGUUCACAACAUUAUCAAAUGCAUGGACAAAGACAGCCCUGAUGUCCACCAGGACCUGAACGCCCUCAAAAUUAAGUUCCAGGAGAUGCGCAAGCUCAUCAGCACCAUGCCUGGUAUCCAGCUGAGCCCAGAGCAGCAGCAGCAGCAACUGUACAGCCUGCGGGAGCAAGUCAGGACUAAGAAUGAACUUCUGCAGAAGUACAAGAGCCUCUGCAUGUUUGAGAUCCCCAAGGAGUAGAGAGGAGGAGGCGAGUGGCUCUGCCAUCUCCUCAUCACUCCUUGGCACUAUUUCUUGAACCCCAGCUUUGAACUGCAACCAAGUGGGGCAGUGUAGUGCCUCAUUAGCUGAACUUGGUCUUUACUAUGUGGGCAUCAGCUCCCAGCUCAUAUAUGUACAUGUGUCUUGUGCAUCCUGAUUUUGAGUUCCUGUUGCUGCAAGAAUGUUCCUGAGGCGGGGAGGGGGAGGACUCCACCGUUUCUCUGGGGAGGGGCCAUCUGCUGUGCCUGGGCCCAGCAGCAGCUCUGAAGAGCACAGUAGGAAAGGAGGCAGCUCCUGCCUGUCUCCUGCCCUUGGCUCCUCCCACCUCCGAUAGCAUCAGGGUGUACCAGGUACAUAUUGUUCCCAUUACCAGCAGUUUCAUGAAACAUUUGCAUAGAAUUCACUAGGUAAAUUAGGUCUGCACUCAUAUGGCAUGAAUUUACAGAAUUAAAGAAGGCUGUGAGAAAUGAACACCGUUUUGAAAGGCCAGAGGGUGGGUGGCUUUUUCCUGUGAAACAGUUUGGUUCUGUUUGUAUUUGAGCCAGUGAACAACUGUGUCUGUGGGGUAUCAGCCCAGAUCCCUGGCAGGUGGCCACUGACUUCAGGCUCCCUCCUACACUAUGUCCUUACAACCAGCUCCUGCUUCCUUUGUCUCCUGCAAUCACAGGGCCCAAGAAUAGCUUCCAUCCCACAAUGCAGUGCUUUUCAGGGAUGAAGAGGGCCCCCAUUCCCAUGCAGGUCCACUUGGGUUGUAGGUAUGUGCAUCUUCCCUCCAAUCCCCAUUACUCUGGCUUAGAACAUUAUUUCCUCUCUGGCCUCCUCACCCAAGAGCCAUUGCACUUGCUGCCCUGCAAAGGAUUUCCAGUGUGCUUUUUCUCAGAGAAUCAUGGCUCUAGUGACGGUUGGGUCUUCCAUCAGCCAGGUGUCCGGGACAGCUCUGGGUCAGUGCUGAUGGGAUGGUGUGAACUUAACCUGCAAGCUACAUGGCCACCAUCUCAUUCUUAGGCAUUUACAUCCUCACUGUCUCCCAGCUCCUCUGGUUGCUUCCAAAUGGUGUUUGUAUCAUUGCCCAUGACUGUCAUACUGAGGUGAGAUCAGUGCCUUCCCCUCUUCCCAAGGACAAUGGAGAAGUGACUGAGCAUUGUUUAGUUCUAGAAACGGGCUCACAGCCUGUGCCACCCAGUAGAGGGGCUUAGCAGCAACCUGCCAAUGGCCUUGGUAGUGGUGCUGGUUGGGGUGUCCAGUGGCAUCAGCCUGUAGCCACCUGUCAGAAGAUGGCUGGCAUGUGGGAAGGGAGGAUAUCAGCUUUCAGUGGUCAGAAAAGUAGGCUCUGAGUUGAAGUGGAUAAUCACUUGUUAGACCAGCUCUACCUUCAGAUUGUUACUUAACUGAAUCAGUUAUUUUUUUGGAAAUUUACAGUAGUGGUUGGGCCUGUUUUAAGGCUUUGACCAAAUGCCAUAAAAACAUGAAGCAUAAGAAAAUUUUAGACAAUGGGUGUGGUGGUACACACCUGUAAUCCUACUUGGGAGGCUGACGCAGGAGGAUCACCAUGAAUUCA